UGUUGACUUGAGAGAGUGAGGUUAGGAAAACAAAAUUUUAAAUUUCCUGUCUUAUUAGAUUUUAUUCAACAAAGAAUGAAUAGUUCUAAAUUUUAAAAUAAAACCAAGAACAGUUACUAAAAUUAACUUUUCCUCUUUAAAAAAUAAAGAUGUCCUCAGGUUUUUCAUUUGGGGCUAAGACUUCAGCCCCUUCUUUUGGAGGAAAUAAUACUCUCAGUUUCGGAGGACAACAACCAGCAAACAAUCAGUUCAGUUUUGGUUCUAACACUCAACAACCAGCUGCUGGUUUUCCACUAGCAUUAAAUUUGAGCAAACCGACAAAUGCAGUAGCUCCUCAACCCACAGGAUUCGGUUUAGCUGCACCCAAUGUAACAGUUACAACUUCAGCAUUAUCAUUUGGAGGUGCUCCAGCUUCUUCUGUAGCUGCAACUCCUGGUUUGAAUUUUGGAGGAAAUGCAAAUACUUCUGGAUUUUCAUUUGGGGCUCCAGCAUCAAGUGGUAUUGGGCAGACAGCCCCUGCUGCAAGUGCUUUGAGUUUUGGUGGACUUACAACUGCAACUCCUAGUUUGGGAGCUCCUUCAACAGCAACACCUAAUUUUGGGUUAGUCUCAACAGCUCCUACUACUGCUUCAACUGGUUUGAGUACAGGAUUCACGUUAGGAGGUGCAACAAGUACAGCUGCUCCAACACUAGGUGGAAUUUCUAGUGCAGCAUCUACCCCUGGAUUCAGCUUUGGAACCAAAGCAACUGCCGGUUCUACAACAUCGGCACCUUCUACUUCAUUUGGUACGACUGCUACAACUGCACCAACUUUAAAUUUUGGAUUGUCCACCAACACAUCAACGGGUGGCUUGAACUUUGGGACGUCCACAGCAUCAUCAGGUGCCUUGAACUUUGGAACAUCAACAGCAACAACAGGUGGCCUGAACUUUGGGACAUCGGCAGCACCAACAAGUUUCAGUUUAUCUAAUCCGACGAGCAGUGCAGCCCCAGUUAAAGUUGGCCUGGGAGGAAUUCAAACAUCAACAUCCUCUACUUUAGGAACGGCAGCAGCUAAAGAAGUACCACCUAAAGAGCAACAAGUACCGAACGAAAUACAACAAGAUAUCGAGAAUUUCAAAAACUACAUCAAACAACAAAAAAUAUACAGCUCAGACGUCUCUAGAUGUUGCGUCAAAGAUUUUCGAAGUGUUGAAGCCCAAAUAGGAGUGCUCAACAAUGUUAUAAAAGAAAUAGAAUCGCAGUUGGAGAGGAAUAGAAGUUUGGCGGAAAAGCUCAAAUACGAUACUGCUCAGGGCUUACAACUAUUGGAGAUGGCGCAAAGAACACAGGACACCCCCGCUGGACUGCAGUAUGAAAAUCAGGCCCCCAUGAAUUUCUUCCUGAACUUGGCGGACAAAUUCGAAAAAGAAAUGCACGCCUUGAAAAUUCAAAUCGAGAACACUGAUAAAUAUGUCAAGAAUUUCGGCCAACCAGCUACUCUCACUUCACAAGAUUUAUCUUUAGGUAUGAAGCGACUCCAUGAUACCUUUGUGGCAUUAGCUGGUAGGCUUCAAUCGGUACAUACACAAGUAGAAUCUCAGAAAGAACUGUUCAUCAAUUUGAGAAAACAAAUUGCCAACGAUUUCACUAAUCCUUUUGAAUCGUUGGAUAAGAAACUCAACCCUCAUCAGUCGGUUUCAACUUCAAUGAAUCCCAGUCCUCCGAAAAUUGCUUGUGGACCAACUCCCUUCAAUCAAAUUAUAACCUCAAAUUUUCCCAUUAUGAGUCAACAAAAUGUGGGCACUCCUUAUCCAGGAAUGGGAAAUACUACUGGAUUUGGUGCAUCAAAUGUAUCUAAUUUAUUUGGUAACAGUAGUUUCAACCAAACGAAUCCAAACAUGCAGAACUCAACAUUCAGCUUUCAAAAUUCAUCUUUGCAAUCGAACUUUCAAUUACAAAAACCCCCUACAGGAAACAAAAGAGGAAAGCAAUAGUGAAUUAAGACUAGUUAGGAUAUUUUAUUCAUUACACUUUUUUUUUCUAGAAAUGUACAAAAUAUUUUAAAUUAAGAAAACUUUGGAUAUAUGUAUUUUAAAAACUUGUAUACACGGGAAAAUGUGACACGAUUUUUUUAACUGCAUUCGAUAAAACUAUUGUUAUAAUGACAGAAAUAAAAUCUACAUUGAAUAUUCAACAAAAUGAUUGUACUUC
Molecule: messenger RNA, 2193 nt
Organism: Harmonia axyridis
Lineage: Eukaryota; Metazoa; Arthropoda; Insecta; Coleoptera; Coccinellidae
Gene: Nup58
Product: nuclear pore complex protein Nup58
Exons: 7
Coding region: 150-1976 (608 amino acids)
Biological process (GO): nucleocytoplasmic transport
Cellular component (GO): nuclear pore
Molecular function (GO): structural constituent of nuclear pore
Source: RefSeq, a predicted model, not a curated record